Molecule: messenger RNA, 3098 nt
Organism: Cyprinodon variegatus (sheepshead minnow)
Lineage: Eukaryota; Metazoa; Chordata; Actinopteri; Cyprinodontiformes; Cyprinodontidae
Gene: u2surp
Product: U2 snRNP-associated SURP domain containing
Exons: 26
Coding region: 24-2927 (967 amino acids)
Biological process (GO): RNA processing
Cellular component (GO): nucleus
Molecular function (GO): RNA binding
Source: RefSeq, a predicted model, not a curated record
AUUGUUUUCAGUGGCACAGAAAGAUGGCGGACCGAACGCCUGGCUCUCAAAAAGCUAGCGCUAAGGCGCUGCUUGAGAGCAAGCUCAAAUCUUUCAGCAUUGGAAAGAUGGCUGUGGCUAAAAGGACUCUAAGCAAAAAGGAGCAAGAUGAAAUAAAGAAAAAAGAAGAUGAGCGGGCGGCAGCAGAGAUUUAUGAGGAGUUUCUUGCUGCUUUUGAAGGAGGAGGAGAGGGCAAGGUCAAAGCAUUUGUCCGAGGCGGUAUUGCAAAUGCAUCAAAAGAGGAAGCAGCUUCUGAUGACAAAAAGGGAAAAUUAUACAAACCCAAAUCCCGCUUUGAUACCCAGCCAAAAAGUAUCCUGCCUUUGGAAACCCCCUCACAGUUUUUAACAACAGACAAAAGAAAUACUUUAAAGAAGAGUGGAGAAAAGGAGAAGAAGAAAAGUAACUUGGAGCUUUUUAAAGAAGAACUUAAACAGAUCCAAGAAGAGCGAGAUGAAAGACACAGGAUGAAAGGACGUGUCAGUCGCUUCGAACCUCUGCCUGGAUCAGAGGGCAGACGCUCAUCGGAUGGUUCUUCAAGAAGAAACCGUCCGUCCAGUGUUCUGGAUGACUGUGCGCCAGGCUCCCAUGAUGUAGGCGAUCCAUCUACUACCAACCUGUAUCUCGGAAACAUUAAUCCACAAAUGAACGAAGAGAUGUUGUGCCAAGAAUUUGGGCGCUAUGGCCCCCUGGCCAGCGUGAAAAUCAUGUGGCCAAGGACAGAUGAGGAAAGGGCUCGGGAGAGGAACUGUGGCUUUGUGGCCUUUAUGAACAGGAGGGAUGCUGAGCGUGCUCUCAAGAACCUAAAUGGGAAAAUGAUCAUGAACUUUGAAAUGAAAUUGGGGUGGGGCAAAGGUGUGCCCAUUCCACCCCAUCCUAUAUAUAUCCCUCCCUCCAUGAUGGAGCAUACCCUCCCACCACCUCCCUCAGGCCUACCCUUCAACGCACAGCCCAGAGAGCGGCUAAAGAACCCCAAUGCUCCAAUGAUUCCUCCGCCCAAAAACAAGGAGGAGUUCGAGAAGACUCUGUCGCAAGCCAUAGUCAAAGUGGUUAUCCCAACAGAAAGGAAUUUGCUCUCUCUCAUCCACCGCAUGAUCGAAUUUGUGGUGCGUGAAGGCCCAAUGUUUGAAGCCAUGAUCAUGAACAGAGAAAUUAACAAUCCAAUGUACAGGUUUUUAUUCGACAACCAGAGCCCAGCACAUGUAUAUUAUCGUUGGAAGCUCUACACCAUUCUACAGGGUGAAUCUCCAGCCAAAUGGCGAACAGAGGACUUUCGAAUGUUUAAAAACGGCUCCUUAUGGCGUCCACCGCCUCUUAAUCCAUACCUUCACGGUCCUUAUGAUGAGGGUGAUGAAGAGGAGGAAGAAGAGGAGGCUAACAAGAAAGGCUCCCUUAAAGAAGAGGAGCGAGACAAACUGGAGGAGAUGCUUCGUGGUUUGUCUCCGAGGAGAGGAGACAUUGCAGAGGCUAUGCUGUUUUGUCUGAACCACGCUGAAGCUGCUGAGGAGAUUGUGGAGUGCAUCGCAGAGUCCCUCUCCAUUCUAAAGACUCCUCUACCAAAGAAGAUUGCACGGUUAUAUCUCGUUUCUGAUGUGCUGUACAACUCUUCUGCCAAAGUAUCCAAUGCUUCUUACUACAGAAAAUAUUUUGAGACAAAGCUUUCCCAGAUUUUCGCUGAUCUUAAUGCCACAUAUAAGACGAUACAAGGACACCUGCAGAGCGAAAACUUUAAGCAACGAGUAAUGGCAUGUUUCCGGGCGUGGGAGGAUUGGGCCGUGUACCCUGAUCCAUUCCUCAUUAAGUUGCAGAACAUCUUUCUGGGUCUUGUUAAUCUCUCUUCAGAAAAGGAGAUUCCUAUAGUUGUUGAGCCUGAACCUGCAGACGACCUUGAUGGGGCUCCUCUGGGCGAGUUCGUGGAUGGAGCUCCUCUGGAGGAUGUGGAUGGGGUUCCUAUUGACGCAAUACCUCUUGAUGGGGCACCGAUUGAUGGAGCCCCUCUGGAUGAUUUAGAUGGAGUUCCUAUUAAGUCAGUCGAUGAUGACAUUGAUGGAAUACCUCUGGAUCAGUCAGCAGGUGCAACUUUCAAGGUUGCGCCCUCAAAAUGGGAGGCAGUGGACGAGGCAGAGCUGCAGGCUCAAGCUGUAACGACCUCAAAAUGGGAGAUAUUUGAGCAACCGGAAGAGGCAAAGAGGGGUGAAGCCAACAGUGAUGAUGAAGAGCGGAGCUCAGAGGAAAAUCAGAGCUACUCCAACCCCUUUAGAGACGACUCCGAAAACAAGGCCAAGAUGUCCGAGAUGAAUGAGGAGAAACGCACUAAGCUCAGAGAGAUUGAGGUUAAAGUCAUGAAGUUCCAAGAUGAGCUGGAGUCUGGGAAAAGACCCAAGAAGCCUGGCCAGAGUAUUCAGGAGCAGGUGGAGCACUACAGGGACAAGCUGCUACAAAAGGAAAAAGAAAAAGAAAAACUGGAGCGUGAGAAAGAGAGGGAGAAAAAAGAAAAGGAGAAAGCAGAGGCACGGAUAAAAGAGCUGAAAAAGGAAAAGGAGAAGGAUGACACACCAACAAGGAAAGAAAGAAAGCGGCAUCACAGCGGGUCUCCCAGUCCAUCAAGGAGCAGCAGCAGACGGGGCCGCUCUUCUUCACCGCGCUCAGAGAGAUCUGAACGCUCUGACCGAUCAUAUUCUAAAGACACGUCAUCCCGCUCAUCACAUAAAGAUUCCCCUCGGUCCAGCAACAAAAAAUCCUCCAAGAGAUCGCCGUCGUCUCCUCGCACACCGAAACGAUCGAGGCGGUCACGUUCCAGAACACCCAAGAAAUCCACCAAGAAGUCCCGCUCAAAAUCUAGAUCUCCGCACCGAUCUCACAAGAAAUCCAAGAAGAGCAAACACUGACGUCUUUAGUUUUUGUUGUAAACCAGCCCCUCUCAUUAACAUCUCUGCGCCACAUGAUCUGAAGGUGAACUGAUACGGCAGCGGAAGAUCUGAGAUGCCUGAAGGACAACAAGGCGUGAGGGCAUUGCAUGGGUGACAGAUUGGGCCCACUGCUGUUUUAUAUUGUAAAGA